AUGAACAAAAGCACAGAUGAUCAGACUGCUACUCAACAACGCCCUAUUUCCUUAUCUUUGUAUUCUUUGUACGUAUGUAUCACCAUCUAACGAGAAAGUGAUUAAUUGUAAUCUCGUCACGUGUCAUCACGUGAAGCUGAAAAUUUUUGCAGUCGAUGGAAAUUGUCAGCGUGUGACAGACGUGUGUGUGAUACUCUAAGAUCAAGCAAAAUGCAGACGAUUUCUCAACAUCAGGCUAACAGAGAGCAUGUUUUGGCUGUCUCCCGAGACUUUAUAUCUCAACCAAGAAUAACUUACAAGACAGUAUCAGGAGUAAAUGGACCAUUGGUAAUAUUGGAAGAUGUGAAAUUCCCAAAGUUCAAUGAGAUUGUGCAACUGAGACUUGCUGAUGGCAGCAUUCGUUCAGGUCAAGUCCUGGAAGUCAGUGGCUCCAAGGCGGUUGUUCAGGUUUUCGAGGGCACAUCUGGUAUUGAUGCCAAAAAUACUAUCUGUGAGUUCACUGGUGACAUUCUCCGAACACCUGUGUCAGAAGAUAUGCUGGGAAGAGUCUUUAACGGUUCUGGAAAACCCAUCGACAAAGGUCCCCCAAUCUUGGCAGAAGACUUCUUGGACAUCCAAGGUCAACCUAUCAACCCAUGGUCUCGUAUCUACCCAGAGGAGAUGAUCCAGACAGGUAUCACAGCCAUAGAUGUGAUGAACUCCAUUGCUAGAGGACAGAAGAUCCCCAUUUUCUCAGCUGCUGGUCUGCCGCAUAAUGAAAUUGCUGCACAGAUCUGUAGGCAAGCUGGUCUGGUUAAGGUUCCUGGCAAAUCAGUUUUGGAUGACCAUGAGGACAACUUUGCCAUAGUCUUCGCCGCUAUGGGUGUGAACAUGGAGACAGCUCGUUUCUUCAAACAGGAUUUCGAAGAAAACGGCAGCAUGGAGAACGUGUGUCUGUUCUUGAACUUGGCUAAUGACCCAACCAUUGAGAGAAUCAUCACACCGCGUUUGGCGCUGACCGCCGCUGAAUUUUUGGCUUACCAAUGUGAAAAGCACGUGCUUGUCAUUCUGACAGAUAUGUCUUCGUAUGCUGAGGCUUUGAGAGAGGUAUCAGCAGCCCGUGAAGAAGUGCCCGGUCGUCGUGGUUUCCCAGGUUACAUGUACACCGAUUUGGCCACAAUCUACGAACGAGCCGGUAGAGUAGAAGGCCGCAACGGAUCGAUCACCCAGAUCCCCAUUCUGACUAUGCCCAACGACGAUAUCACCCAUCCAAUUCCCGAUUUGACUGGGUAUAUCACCGAAGGGCAGAUCUACGUUGACAGACAGUUGCACAACAGACAGAUCUACCCGCCAAUCAACGUGUUGCCGUCUCUGUCGCGUCUGAUGAAGUCCGCUAUUGGAGAAGGCAUGACGAGGAAGGACCAUUCGGACGUCUCUAACCAGCUGGUGAGUUUCAUAUAUUUGAGAUUGGCGAGAUUCUUAUUAUACAGGGCGAACCAGAAGUCGACGUCAAGGGAUGGACCAAGUCUUAAUUGUGAUCAGAAUAAUAUAAAAAAAUGUAAGUCGUGUACUUUUCAAAUUAUAGCAAAAUAAAAAUAACACUAUAUUAUAUUAUUCUCAGUAUACAGAACAGUAUAUAAAUGUUACCAAUGAGAAAUCCAAAACAUUUCUCUAUUUUUACUACUAAGUUGAUGAAUUAAUAGCUUUUGACGAAUUCCUAAACAAUGGAUAAUUAUAAGGUUAAAGUAUAUCCUUAAUGUUACAUACGAACUCCUAAACUGACACAAAUAAAAUUACUGGUAGUUUUAUGCUUAAUUUUUGAACGAAGUGGUUGUGUUUUUAAUUUGUACGAGAUUAAGACAGGCCUAGCAUACCAUAAAAUUAUUACUCCAAGAGAGGUGUUUUGUUAUAAAAAUGACAUUCGAUAUUUAUAAGAACUGCUAUUAAAUCAUUAUUCUGAAUAAAAAAAACGUGGUAAUAAUUUAUUUUAUCAAGAAAGUUAAUUUUUAGUCGAUCAUAAAACAAAACUGUAACAACGACAAAGAUGUUUAUCAUAUUUUUCUGAUAACUAUUAUGUUUAUGUCGACUUCUUGGACGAGAAAAUUUUCAAGGCAAUGAGACAAGAAUAUAAAAAACGUAUGUCGUCUUGUUUGUGAUGUACGUGUGAGGGAAAUGGAUGUAUGAAGGUAAUUUUUGUAGUUUUACUAUAAGCAACCAAAAACAGUGAAAAGACCUUUACCGUUGGAGCGAAGAUGAUUGUUUUUAAUGAUUGGUUAAACAUCCGUAAGACCAUGUAUAUCCAUUACUGGGUUGGCCCUCUUGACACGACUUUUGUCCGCAGUACGCGUGCUACGCCAUCGGUAAAGACGUUCAGGCAAUGAAGGCCGUCGUAGGUGAAGAGGCCCUAACGCCCGACGAUUUGCUUUACCUGGAGUUCCUGACCAAAUUCGAGAAGAACUUCAUCACUCAAGGCAACUACGAAAACCGCACCGUGUUCGAGUCUUUGGAUAUCGGCUGGCAACUGCUUCGUAUCUUCCCUAAGGAGAUGUUGAAACGUAUUCCCGCCAGCGUGCUGGCAGAAUUCUAUCCCAGGGACUCGCGUCACUAGAAUUCUACGUUAGUGAUGUAGGUACUCCUUCUGAUCGUGUCGCCCCUCAUGGUUUUCCUGUGGAACUGAAGUUGCUUCUGAAAUACGCAAUUUGUAACCAUAAAAAAAUUUCACCAUUUCAAAAUGGAAGUUUCAAACUUUCUUCACAUUUUUAAGCGAGUAAUAGUUUUUGAAGCAGCGUCAGUUCCACAUGAAAACCAAACAUAAGAGAGGCCAGUUUUGGCAUAGGUGCGUCAGUGUUUUAGUAAUAUCAUUUCAGGAUUUUUUUCAGAAUACUGCAUGCUGAGAAGUUGUCUGCUGGCAUUAUCAUAAACAGUAUCUACUUAAAAUAUAUAUAAUGAUAUUGACAGAUACUGUCUCGCACUUGUCAAUCUGGGAAGAGUUUUAUGUCAAGUCCACUAUUGUAAUUCAUAGUUAUACAUAAUUUUUUUGAUUACCUAGUAUUUUCCUUCAUGGUGCAAUUUUUUGUACAUACACUCAUGUUUCAAGCAUUGUAAAUGCUAUCUUAUCAAAUCUCCCGAACUCUAGUUUGAUUACUUUGUGACCAAAGUUCAUACAUUAACAAAUUUUACGCAUUUCCAUUGAUAAACUUUUUUCUGAAUUAAUUCAAUCUAAAUUGUUGAAUUUGUAAUACUUCUAUCAAAAUUAAACAUUAUUUUUUGAAUCAUUCUUGAACGAUGACGGUGGCAUUAGAAACAACGUGUCAUUUGAGGUGAAGUUCACAUUCGGCAAGUAAAAUUUUCUUUUUCCAUUUCCAGUAUAAAAAUCUUGGCCUUGGAAGAUCUUGAUUGAGGUUAUCUGUGGGUGAUCUCCAUAAACCUCAUAACUGGGCUGUCAUUAAUUUUUGCUAGAGCAAAUUUUGUUGAUAUCUUAAUUUCACGUUGAAUGACCUUGAAGGCAAUGGUGAUGUUCGGACGUAAAACUUAUCCCUCUUUCAGUUCCGAUGUGGAAAAGGGGGCUUCAUUAGAACAUUUUCGCUUGACCUUGAAAGCGCCCUAAAGGUCAUAGUCAAGGUCGCCAUCAUUUUGCCUCCUUGUAACCCUACAACUUUUGGUUUUUUUGUCUAAAAUGUUCAGUUUACAAAAUAUUCAGGUAUAUAUACACAUAUUACUCAAAGGUGGUAUUAAAACUUUAUUGUAAAAUGUUUAAUAGAGAAUCUUUGGUCACACAAAAAAAAAUGGAUUUGUUUUAUAGUUGUUUAAUAAGACAAUACUUUUUGUAAUUAUGUAAGCUGAUGUGUAUGUAGAAGCCAACACGAUCCUAGUGAUUUAUUUUCUUAGUUCCAAAAAUAUAAAGUGGAAAAAGCCAACAUUCCAUAUUAAAAUAAUGUGAAGUCCAUCUCAUAAGCGUGUGUGACAUUCUUUGAAAAGGGUAAACGGCACAUUAUAACUAAACCUAAAUAUUUAGACCCCUUAUAUCCUGAAAUUAUCUAUAAUUCUAUGCCCCGUUUAUGCCCUUUUUGCGCACGCCUAUGCUCCAAUUGUGUAAAGCAAUACACCUUAAACAGUUAUACACUGCUUUCAGUAUUUUUUAAUGUAGGUGGUGAAAGUUUUUUCUUUUAUCUUACACAUUUUGAUGUUAUAAAAAGAUAUGUUGUAAAAAAUGUUAAUGUUAUGUUUUAGAUUAGUGUAUAAAAAUUGUGAAUAAACAAUGUAAACAUGUUGACA
Molecule: messenger RNA, 4254 nt
Organism: Acanthoscelides obtectus
Lineage: Eukaryota; Metazoa; Arthropoda; Insecta; Coleoptera; Chrysomelidae
Source: the annotation of a GenBank genome assembly